Messenger RNA from Diversispora eburnea, 453 nucleotides. The record is from the annotation of a GenBank genome assembly. NCBI's taxonomy places the organism in Eukaryota, Fungi, Glomeromycota, Glomeromycetes, Diversisporales, Diversisporaceae.
AUGUAUAAAUGGUACAACCGCUCAGAAAAUCAUGAUUUUAUUAUUCUUCCCAAUCAUUUCACUUCACUCGAACAAGAAUUUCUCUUAGACCAAUCCUUAAAGAAAUUUAAAAGGGUUUUUGGUAAAAAAGUAACUUAUCAAGAUGCUCAUUUUGAUGGAGUAAUUCAUGGAUAUCGAGAAUGUCAGUCUACUCACUGGGAUGAUGAUGAAAAGACGAAUGAAAUUUUUAAUAAAAAAAUAUUUAGUCUUUUUCCUGAGAAUCUUCGAUGGUUACCUGUACAUCUUUUGGAAUUAGCAAAUUAUGGUGGAAUUAAAGCUCAUAUCGAUAAUGUUGAGUAUUCUGGAAACAUAGUGGCUGGCGUAUGUCUGAUGUCUUCAAUUGUAAUGAGACUUCGCCACAAAGAUAAUCCUCAAUUUUAUUUUGAUGCAUUACUAGAACCAGGAUUCACAUAG